UCCCCCCGGGGCAGGAUGGCGGCGCCCUGGCGCUGGGUGAUCCCCGUGACAUCACAAUGGUGGCUGGCCCGAGCGCCGCCGGGCUGGGCACGGAGGGGAGGCGGCGGGGCUGACUCAUGGGUUCGCGGCGGCGGCUCCUCCCCGCCCAGCCCCUCUCCAGCCCCUGCCCAUGGGCCGCUGCCCCAGCGCUCCGCGGCUAGCGGGGGUGGAGUCGCCGGUGCCCCCUCCCCGCCUCCCGCGCCGGCCCGGGAGAGGCCGCGGCUCUGCCCGCACUGCACGUGGGCCAUGGAGGAGAAGGUCUCGGCCGCCGCCGGGCUGCACGGCCGCCGGGGCUACCCGGCCGUGCGCUCCCUGGGCAUCGCGGUGGAUGAAAACAACGUCCGGCCGGGCGCGCUGCAGCUGAUCCGGGAGCUGAGACCGCAGUGGGAGACGGAGCGCGUGAAAACCAAGCUCUUCACCGACGGCAUCACCAACAAGCUCAUGGCCUGCUACAUGGACGAGGGGAUGGCGGACGCGGUCCUGGUGCGGGUCUACGGCAGGAAGACGGAGCUCUUUGUGGACCGGGAAAAUGAGCUGAAGAAUUUCCAGGUGCUGCGAGCCCACGGCUGCGCCCCCAACCUCUACUGCACUUUCCAAAACGGCUUGUGUUACGAGUUCAUGCAGGGGACGGCGCUAGGACCUGAGCAUGUGCAGCAGCCACAGAUCUUCAGGUUGAUAGCCUGGGAAAUGGCCAAAAUGCACGCGAUUCACGCCAACGGGAGCCUCCCCAAGCCCAGCCUGUGGCACAAGCUACACAAGUACCUUACCAUCGUGAAAACAGAGCUCAUCACCAAGGCAUCCAACCCCAGGUUCCGUCAGGAAGUGCCCAGUCUGGAGGUGCUAGAACAAGAGGUUGCCUGGCUGAAGGAAUAUCUCUCCCCGCUGGGCUCACCCAUCGUGCUGUGCCAUAACGACCUGCUGUGCAAAAACAUCAUCUACAACGAGACCGAAGAGCACGUGCGGUUCAUAGACUACGAAUACGCUGGUUACAAUUACCAGGCUUUCGACAUUGGGAACCACUUUAAUGAAUUUGCAGGGGUGAACGAGGUGGAUUACAGCCUGUAUCCCAGCAGAGAGAGACAGCUGCAGUGGUUGAGGCACUACCUGCAAGCCUACAAGCAACUGAGCCGGGAGAACCAGGGAAACGGAGGGGGAGUCGUAUCUGACAAGGAGCUGGAGACCCUCUACGUGCAAGCAAACCAGUUUGCUUUAGCCUCUCAUUUCCUUUGGGCAUGCUGGGCCCUGAUCCAGGAUAAAUAUUCCACCAUAGACUUUAACUUCUUCAGGUAUGCAAGGCUAAGAUUUAAACAGUACUUCAAGGCAAAGUCUGUGGUGACAGCCCUGGAGAUGCCAAAAUGACGUCUCAAGGCUGCUUCAGGUCCACAAGAUUCCCAGCUAUUUUCUCCUGCACAGGUCGGCUGCUGUCAUGACCUCAGUCGGCCACCGGCUAGUGGAGGGGGCAGAUAGACUGGAGGGAGAGGGGGAAGGGGAAGGAAGACUUUCUGGGAAGCCAAAGAUUAAACGAAGCCCCUGGAGCACAGUUAUCCCAUCUCUGGAUUUAGCUCCAUCGUUGGUUUUGCUGAUGGUGCUGUUCCGGGGGAUGAUGACAGGACUUGGCUGCUGGCAAGACACUUGGUUCCAAGACUGGAGCGUGAGACAUUCAGGAAGGCAAUGAGCUCAGCUGGACUUAAAGAUUUCAGGACUGCCUUGCAGAUUAGUAUCGCCUUAAGAUUGGAGCUGUGUUCCUUGGGCCGGGCGACCCGGCAGGUAUGUCCUUUACCGAAACAAACCGUGCUGCUGUUCGGUGUCACAUCCUCCAGAGGGUAUGGGGAAUUCUGCUCGGUGAAUCCUGCCUCAAGUGGGGAUGAGGCUGACUCUGAGCUCCUAACCCCCACAGCCCCCUUCUGCCCCACACUGUGAGGGGCUGGCUCAAGACCCCUCCCCCUUUAUUUUUGAAUGCACACUUAGGGGUUACACAAGGCGGCCUGCACAGGGGCUGCAGUACCUGCCACUAGGCCCUGCCAUGGGCUAACCCAAGGCACAUGGGAGAAGAAGGGGGACCUUCCUUUUGUCCCAAGCCUUAAUGAUAGAGGUUACAGCAGCUGGCAGUGACCCCUCGACUCCCACCCCUCAGCGCUGUGUUUGCCUAAGCAUCUCCAGGAGGAGGUGAAGAUCCCCUGACUGUGAAGAAUGGUCCUGCGUGCCAAAAAUAAACUUCUCUUCCCAAACAGGGCUGCUCACCUGGUGCCUUGUCCCACAGCUGGGUGUCCUGGAGACAUGGCUGAGGCUGCACGUACCCCCGCCCCCCACCCGGCACUCUCCUCGGGCACUGAGGAGAGCACGUAACUCGCUUCAAAGCACAGCUGGCCCCAAGCUUCUAAGUUUAAAUGUGAACUUUCCCUGAAUUUGGGAAGUAGGGGAACACGUUAGGAACUGGAGUUUGCUUAGCUCAGUAGAACCAGAUUCCUGAAUCUGGCCUGGGAUCUCCCUUUAACCCUACCCAGGACGUGGUGUGUUUGGGGCAGGAGGGCACCGUGCAGUCAGCUUCCACUAGACCCCCAAAUACUCUGCUGGGUGUGUGGUUUUGCACAAGCUUUUUCUUUUGCCUCAGAUCUCUGGGGCCACACUUUCUGGUCUCCUCACAGUGUUUCUGCCAG
Mauremys reevesii (Reeves's turtle) is the source of this 2696-nucleotide messenger RNA. It is a transcript of the gene ETNK2, whose product is annotated as ethanolamine kinase 2. The coding region runs from base 16 to 1398 and encodes 460 amino acids. Lineage: Eukaryota; Metazoa; Chordata; Testudines; Geoemydidae. The transcript is spliced from 8 exons. Gene Ontology annotation, cellular component: cytoplasm. Gene Ontology annotation, molecular function: ethanolamine kinase activity. The record is from RefSeq and is a predicted model, not a curated record. Gene Ontology annotation, biological process: phosphatidylethanolamine biosynthetic process.